Molecule: messenger RNA, 1359 nt
Organism: Linum trigynum
Lineage: Eukaryota; Viridiplantae; Streptophyta; Magnoliopsida; Malpighiales; Linaceae
Source: the annotation of a GenBank genome assembly
UUAACUUGCUAAUCCUAUGUGACAAAAAAAUUCAAAAAGUUAAUAAGACCAUCAACAACAUCUUUUGUUGGGUGUCAUUGGAGGCAAUGGAGCAUAUGUUUAUUUAUUGUCAAGUGGUGGUUGCUCUAUGGGAUCGCUCGGGUCUUGGCACGAAAAGUUUAGUGUACGCCCCUCUUAACUUUGCUUUGUUUUUUAGGAGAUUUGUCGAGCAGGAUGCAGGGAUAGACCGGAUUGUUCGGUUUAUUGCUUUGUUAUUGAGGAUCUGGAAGAGUCGAAAUUGGGUUGUAUCUAAUCAUAUGCAGUAUGACCCAAUGCGCCAGUGCGGCAGUAUGAGGAGCAGGUUCGGGAAUGACUGGUGUUGCCUCUUCCAAGUCAAGGGCGGCCGGUGCGGGUUGAUGGUGGUGUACGGUGGACGCAGAUGCAGAUGCAGCCACCGCUGCCAUUUUGUUGCUAUGUGGAUGCCGCAGUAUCGGCUGGUUCCCAUGGUGCCGGGGGGAGUUGGUGGUGCGGGAUGCCAUGAGAAGUACGGUAUAUUUCAAAGGGUCUCACUGAGGUAAUGUUCUAUGGGGAUCCGCAGGGGGUUAUCGGCAAAAUUCGGGAUUUGGAUGUGUUUGAUGCUAGAGGAGGAAGGAUUCUGGUGGAGAUUGCGAAUCUUCAACGACAGUAUCAGAGUUUUGGGAUCUCCUUUGUUGACAGGAGUAACAACCGGGUGGCCCCUGAUGUGGCUAAGAAGAUCCUAUCCUUGUUACUUAUGAAUGUAUUUAUUAUUUUAUUUUAGAUACAGGUUUUUAUUUGAGUUGUAAACUUUGAUAUUAUUUUCCCUUGGUAAUACAGAUGAUCUAUUGGUAAAAAAAAAUCAACAACAUUUUUACACACAAGAGACUGUCAUCUAUCAUACUGCCACAUGACUGAACUAUAAUGAUACGGUUUAGUAAUUUCAUGGUAUAGAAACAUACCACAUGAAUAAGUCAUUAUAAUCCUGUCUAUUUCACUUAGCAACUCAACAUUUUCACUUUGUAACAAUAUCUCCAGCUAAUGUUUUAAGCACGUAAACGUAGUUAUUUUUAGGAAACCAUGAUAUAAGUGUAUUACCGCCAGAUAUAUAGAUCACUGUUAUAAGGCAAAUCCUUGAAUUCACUUUAUUAUUUUUAUUAAUCUAAUAAUUUUUUAGAUAUUGUUGGAUUUUUGUUUGAACUGAGGGACAUUGCUAAAGGAGUGAAAGGUCAAAGUGAUAAGCAAAAUAAUGGAGUUCGCAACAAGACAAACCAUGUCACCAAUCAAAUAGAAAAAUGCAUCCUCUUUUUAAUUGUUGGGUCUAUGCUUAAUGUUUUAAUGAUAUAAUAAUAUUAAGUCUUUUAA